This is a messenger RNA of Drosophila busckii, 1575 nucleotides long. RefSeq names its product mitochondrial-processing peptidase subunit beta (gene UQCR-C1). NCBI's taxonomy places the organism in Eukaryota, Metazoa, Arthropoda, Insecta, Diptera, Drosophilidae. The record is from RefSeq and is a predicted model, not a curated record. Bases 91 to 1503 code for a protein of 470 amino acids. Gene Ontology annotation, molecular function: metal ion binding; metalloendopeptidase activity. The transcript is spliced from 6 exons. Gene Ontology annotation, cellular component: mitochondrion.
AAAUUUUCUCUGUAGGCGCCGCGACAACGGAAUCGCGAAAGUUUAACUAAUUUUAAGUGCAGCGUAUUUGAAAUAGAAACUUAAAAAGCAAUGGCGUUGCGUGUUUUGAGUGUAACGCAAAAUAUGCGCACAUUCGUGCGUGGCGUUGACCUCAUCAAGCGCUACAAAUCCGCUGCAUCGCUGCAGAAGACGCUUCUGAACAUACCUGCCACGCAGGUGACUAAGCUGGACAACGGUCUGCGUGUUGCUAGCGAGGAUUCCGGCGCCUCCACCGCCACCGUUGGACUCUGGAUUGACGCUGGUUCGCGUUCCGAGAACGAGAAGAACAAUGGCGUGGCUCACUUCCUUGAGCACAUGGCCUUCAAGGGCACUGCCAAGCGCUCGCAAACUGAUCUGGAGCUUGAGGUUGAGAACCUGGGCGCCCAUCUGAAUGCGUACACAUCUCGCGAGCAGACUGUGUUCUAUGCCAAGUGUCUGUCCAAGGAUGUACCCAAGGCUGUUGAAAUUCUGGCUGAUAUUAUCCAGAACUCUAAGCUGGGUGAGGCUGAGAUUGCACGCGAGCGCUCUGUGAUUCUGCGCGAAAUGCAAGAAGUUGAGAGCAAUCUUCAGGAGGUGGUCUUCGAUCAUUUGCAUGCCACCGCCUACCAGGGCACUCCCCUAGGCCAGACCAUCCUGGGCCCCACCAAGAAUAUACAGUCGAUUGGCAAAGGCGAUUUGACUGACUACAUUCAGACCCACUAUAAGGCAUCGCGCAUUGUUUUGGCCGGCGCUGGAGGUGUACAGCAUAAUGAAUUGGUGAAACUGGCUGAACAGAACUUGGGAAAACUGGAGGCUAGCUUGCUGCCACCAGAGGUUACUCCAUGCCGCUUCACUGGUUCCGAGGUGCGUGUGCGCGACGAUUCGCUGCCAUUGGCUCACAUUGCUGUUGCUGUUGAGGGCUGCGGCUGGACCGAUCAGGAUAACAUCCCCUUGAUGGUGGCUAACACUUUGGUUGGUGCUUGGGAUCGCUCCCAGGGCGGUGGCGCCAACAACGCCUCCAACCUGGCUCGUGCCAGCGCCGAAGACAAUUUGUGCCACAGCUUCCAGUCGUUCAACACCUGCUACAAGGACACUGGUCUGUGGGGCAUCUACUUCGUCUGCGAUCCCUUGCAGUGCGAGGAUAUGCUCUUCAAUGUGCAAACCGAAUGGAUGCGCUUGUGCACCAUGGUCACCGAAGCAGAGGUUGAGCGCGCCAAGAACUUGCUCAAGACGAACAUGCUGCUGCAAUUGGACGGCACCACACCUAUCUGCGAAGAUAUUGGCCGCCAGAUCCUGUGCUACAACCGCCGCAUCCCAUUGCACGAGCUGGAGAUGCGCAUUGACGCUGUGACCGUGAAUAACGUGCGCGAUGUCGCCUUGAAGUAUAUCUAUGACAGAUGUCCUGCCGUGGCCGCUGUGGGACCCGUCGAGAAUCUGCCCGACUACAACAGAAUCCGCUCCUCCAUGUACUGGUUGAGAGUCUAAAUAGACAGGACAGUCGUGUAGUUUAAUUCAAAUAUAAUGCAAAACAAACAGAGUAAAGGAAAACACAAAAAA